Sinocyclocheilus grahami is the source of this 1434-nucleotide messenger RNA. RefSeq lists its product as uncharacterized. Gene Ontology annotation, biological process: circadian rhythm; regulation of DNA-templated transcription. Gene Ontology annotation, cellular component: nucleus. The record is from RefSeq and is a predicted model, not a curated record. NCBI's taxonomy places the organism in Eukaryota, Metazoa, Chordata, Actinopteri, Cypriniformes, Cyprinidae. The transcript has 2 exons. Gene Ontology annotation, molecular function: DNA-binding transcription factor activity; DNA binding. The coding region runs from base 434 to 1372 and encodes 312 amino acids.
UCUGACUCAGAGUUGAUACAGCUGACCUCGCGACCCGAGCUGAACCCUUCAGAGGAACAGAGGUAUGAAGACAGACCCCUGGCCUGCCUGACUCUGAUCACGAGCUCGCGACAAAGAGGAAGAGCACGCCAGUGCAGCGUUUCAUUCAGUGAUUAUAUCGCAGCAGAACUUUCUCCUGGCAUGCAGCUGCCGCGGGUGAUUUUAAAGUGAACCAUUCAGCGUUUUACUGAAAGGGGGAUGUAAAGAUCUUCAAGAUGGCAACAAAGAGAGUUUUUUUGAGUGCCAACAUUUUAGACGACCUGUGAGCUUGUCUUGUGAUUUCAAACACACAAUAAGCCCCAGACUCAAAGCAUAAAGGAUUCAAGUGUCACGCUGGCAGAACAGAGUGGUGUACCCUCAAGAAAUAAGUGAUCCAGUCAGUCAGGAUGGAACUAUGUCCUUCACAGAAGAAACAGUGUCCAUAUUAACGUCCAGCUGCAUGCUAGCCCGCUCUUUUCUUAUCCAUCCCAGAGGUCUGAAAGACCAAGAAAGCUCUGAGAUUGACAGCCGUAUCACUCUACAUGGCAAACGUGAGUGUAUCCCUGCCGAGAAAAAAGACCAAGGUUAUUGGGACAAGCGCAAAAAGAACAACGAAGCUGCCAGGCAUUCGCGUGAGAAACGCCGCAUCAAUGACAAGGUGGUAGAAAGCAACGUUCUGGCUCUUCUUGAAGACAACGCCCGUCUGAAAGCUGAGCUACUGGCACUUAAGUUCAAAUUCGGUUUGAUCAAAGAUCCCACAGAUUCACCAGCACAGAUCUGCUCCUUUGGUCCACAUAACCAAACAUCUCCAGCAAUACCCUACAACUGCCCCAGUACAAACUUACAACCUACUUUUGUUCACGCAUUAUCAAUCCCACAGCAUGGUGGUCCAGAUGAGGCGCAAAACUUUCGGUUCUUCAUGCCUGGAGGGUCAAGCAUUGGGAGCCCAGAGCUUUCAGAUGAUGCUGGAGGUGAACAUAUCCGUAAAUUCCCUGGUGAACAGCCAAGCGGUAUUACAGCAGUGGAUACAAAUUCAUUAGGAUGGCAAGUGAACAAUAUGAAAGGUCUUCCUCAUAAACUACGUUUCAAGACUCCAUGUGGAAUUGAAGGUGCUGAUGCUCAAGUCCUUCUUCCAGUAGAGAAUACGUCACAGUCUCAGUCUACAGAGGCUUUAUGGAGGUCACAAACACACACAAUGCCAUCAGCUUGUUCAACAGCACUUCAGAAUAACCCUUCAAUUCACAGGCAUAUAGAAAGUCACAGUGCUAUUAGAUUCCAGAUCAGCGCUUUGACUGAAGAAGUGGCCCAGCUCAAAAAACUGUUGUCUCAACAUCAGCUCUCCAAAGUGAACUGAAAUCAUCCGUCCAACCUGUCUUCUGGCUUAUCCAAAGAAAGAAGCCCAUUUUUCUGAUUGUA